Caenorhabditis briggsae is the source of this 1056-nucleotide messenger RNA. It is a transcript of the gene Cbr-srab-17, whose product is annotated as Protein CBR-SRAB-17. Bases 1 to 1056 code for a protein of 351 amino acids. The transcript has 9 exons. The record is from RefSeq and is a predicted model, not a curated record. NCBI's taxonomy places the organism in Eukaryota, Metazoa, Nematoda, Chromadorea, Rhabditida, Rhabditidae.
AUGGAUUUGAUGAACUACACUACUAAAGAUGACCCAUGCGAUAUGGUUCCUAAUAUUUAUAGAUGUUUCGUUCUCCGAUUGUUGUACAACGCAGGGCUAUGGAUAACCAAUUCCACUGCUGUUUCUCUUGUGAUUGAACGUUGGUUGGCUACCAGAAGAAGUACCACUUAUGAAGAAGAAUCUGUCUUAUUGGGAAUAUUUUUGGCAACUUUACAGACUGCCCAAGCUACUCUUCCAUUCGUUGGACAGAUGAGUGCCGUAGUUGGAUUCACAUUCCAAAUAUCAGCUCGCUCACAUUCCACUACCUCUAUCGCCAAAAUAAAAUGUUUCAUUCUUCGAUUCAUGUACAACUCUGGCCUCUGGCUCACCAACUCAACAGCAGUUUCUUUGAUUUUGGAACGAUGGUUAGCUACAAAACGGAGUAUGACGUAUGAGGAUGAUUCAGUGUGGAUCGGUGUUUUUGUAGCAGUUAUUCAGUUUCUGGUUGCUGCUUGUCCACUUGGAUUCCUCUACUCACAGACCAAGUUCGAAGGAGUCAUUAUGUAUUAUUGUGUGACCGCGGCUACCAAUGCUCCAUACGGUCCUCAAAUCGGCGCAGCCACAAGUAUUUUCUUCCAAUUCGCGGCUCUGUGGUCCUUCCGGCAUUUGCUCCGAGUUAAUAAAGUACGGGUAGCUGAUGCUUAUGAAAACCACCUUCAACUUCAGAAGCACCGAGAACAGGAUAAGAAUGCAUCGUUGUCAAAUCGAUAUCAACUGGAGCAGAAUAUCAGUUCUAUAACAUGCCUCAAAACGUUCGCCAACAUGUCGUUCACCUAUAUUGUCUUCCAAAACUUGUGCUAUAUCACUCUCAUGCAAUUUGGGGAGCAAUUGGAAAGAUACCAGUACUAUGCUAUUGUUGAAUUGAAUGGAAGCUGGCCAUUGUAUGGAAUAAUUUCGAUUCUAAUUCUGGCUACUACUAUGAACACGAUCCGUGUGAACACUGAUCGAGAGCUGCGAUGCCAUCUGAGAUUGCCAAACCAAGCGUACUUCGACAAUUUCAAGAAGCAGAUUGCAUGA